UGAAUUGCACCACCUCGCCCACUUAUUGCUGCGUUCUUGAUUUUAUCCCUCGAAACCUGGACUCUACCGGCGCAGUUUAUGAAGACCCAGUGUGGACAGUAAUGACCUCACCCUCCCAGUUGCCAGCUGGCAGUAACUACAAUGACCGAGCAUCAGAGCUGGCACAAGACAGGCAGCACACAGAGGUGGUCUGUAAUGUUCUUCUGCUGGAUAACACAGUUCAAGCCUUCAAAGUUAACAAGCACGAUCAAGGACAGGUCCUGCUGGAUAUAGUGUUCAAACACCUGGAGCUGACGGAGAGAGACUACUUCGGCCUACAGCUGGCCAACGACUCCUCAGACAGUCAGGUUGACUUCAUCCAUAUUUUACAGAGGUGGCUGGAUCCAACCAAACCCAUAAGAAAGCAAUUAAAAAGGGGGUCUCCACACAGUUUAAAUUUUAGGGUUAAAUUCUUUGUAACCGACCCCAAUAAACUUCAGGAGGAGUAUACAAGGUACCAGUACUUUUUGCAGAUUAAACAGGACAUACUUAGUGGAAGACUGCCGUGUCCAUACAUCACAGCCGCUCUUCUUGCUUCAUACGCUGUUCAGUCUGAGCUAGGGGACUACAGUCAGGACGAGAACUUGCCCGGCUACCUCUCCGAAUACUCUUUCAUCCCCAACGCACCACAAGACUUUGAGAAAGAGAUUGCCAAACAGCAUCAGCAACACAAGGGACUGCCUCCUGCCCAGUCAGAGUUCAAUUAUCUAAACACAGCACGGACGCUAGAGCUCUAUGGAGUCGAAUUGCACUCUGCGAGGGAUCAAAGCAACACAGAGAUUUUAAUCGGAGUGAUGUCAACUGGGAUUGUCACCUAUAAGAACAGGGUACGAAUCAACUGCUUUCCAUGGCUACAGAUUGUAAAGAUCUCGUUUAAAUGUAGACAGUUUUUUAUUCAACUCCGAAGAGAGUUGAAUGAGAGCCGUGAGGCGCUGUUAGCCUUUAACAUGGUGAACUACCGAGCCUGUAAGAACCUAUGGAAGGCCUGUGUAGAGCACCACACCUUCUUCAGACUGGACCGACCCUUACCACCACAGAAGAACUUCUUUGCACAUGUCUUCCAACUGGGCUCCAAGUACCGCUACUGUGGUAGGACAGAGGUGCAAUCUGUCCAGUACGGCAAGGAGAAGGGCAUCAAGGACAGGGUGUUCGCCAGGUCUCCCAGUAAGCCCUUGGUGAGGAGGCUGAUGGGUGGAGGGAUGGACUGGGAGUCAGUCAGCCGGAACUCCAGAGCCUCUCUGUCUGACGACCGGCUGGAGACCCAGAGCCUGCCCACACGCUCCCCACCAGGCACCCCCAACCACAGGAACUCCAAGUUUGCACAAGAGCGCCUGCGGCCGUCCUCCGUGGGACACCUGCUGGACCAUGUGCUCUACUACGACCAUGCCUCGCCCUGCCCGACCUUCACCAAUCACAAGUCAGCCUCCUCAACCCAGGCCAACUCCAUCAGCCUAGAUUCUACCCCGUCACCAGACUCGACCGUCGACGGCCAGCCGCCCGCUCUUCCCCCUAAGCAGACCAGGAGGCCUCUGUCCAGCCAGUCCCAGUCCCACUCUCAGCAGGAGUUGGACAACCACAUCAAUGAGCUGUACGACACGCCUCUGUCAGAAGACAAGACUAUGCCCAAUGGAGUGCUUCCUCAUGACAAUCUGGUGUUCAUUAAAAUGUGCCCCGACGAACAAGGACGAUUUGGAUUCAAUGUGAAGGGUGGGCUGGACCAGAAGAUGCCUGUGAUCGUGUCCCGAGUGGCCCCGGGAACAGCGGCUGACCUGUGUGUUCCCCGGCUGAACGAGGGAGACCAGGUGGUUCUGAUUAACGGUCAGGACAUCUCAGAGCACACCCACGACCAGGUGGUCAUGUUCAUCAAGGCCAGCUGUGAGGAGAGCGACUCAGGAGAGCUGAACCUGCUGGUCAGACCCAACGCCAUGUAUGACCUGGUGGAGGAGGAGAAGCUGGAGGAUGGAGAUACGGAGUCUAACUACCAGUACUCCCCAGAGAGGGCUCCCCAAGACCAGCCCCAGGACCAGCCCCAGCCAGACCACCACCCAUCCUGCUGGAGAGACUCCAUACUACAGCUGAAAGAAGGCUUGAGCACUGGGGCCGUACAGCAACAGUUUGAUCAACUUUACCGGAAAAGGCCUGGAUUGACAAUGUCAUGUGCCAAAUUACCUCAGAACAUUUCCAAAAAUCGAUAUCGAGACAUUUCACCAUAUGAUGCAACCAGGGUUAUUCUGAAGGGCGAGGAUGGGGACUAUAUCAAUGCAAAUUACAUCAAUAUGGCGAUCGCAGCGUCCAGUGCUGUAAACCGCUACAUCGCGUGCCAGGGCCCGCUGCCCGCCACCUGCUCUGACUUCUGGAGGAUGACUUGGGAACAGGGCUCCAACAUGGUGGUCAUGCUCACCACGCAGGUGGAGAGAGGACGGGUGAAGUGUCAUCAGUAUUGGCCCAACUCUGGUGCCAUCGCUACCCAUGGGGACUUCCAGGUGUCCUGUGUGACAGAAGAAGGGAAAUCAGCAUUUCUGGUCAGAGAGAUAACCCUCACACACCUGCAGAGUGAAGAGAGCAGGCCGCUGACUCAGAUCCAGUACAUGGCCUGGCCUGACCACGGUGUUCCAGACGACUACACUGACUUCCUGGACUUUGUCAGUCUGGUCCGCAGAAAGAGGGAGGGCAAGGAGGAGCCGGUGAUAGUACACUGCAGCGCUGGGAUUGGUCGGACUGGGGUGCUCAUCACCAUGGAAACAGCCAUGUGUUUGAUUGAGUGCAAUCAGCCUGUGUAUCCGCUGGAUAUCGUGAGGACAAUGAGAGACCAGAGGGCCAUGAUGAUCCAGACCCCGAGCCAGUACAGGUUUGUCUGUGAGGCGAUCCUCAAGGUGUACGAGGAGGAGCUGGUCAAACCGCUGACGCCCACAAAGCCCCUGACACCCGUAGAGUCUCUGACGCCCACAAAGCCCCUGACACCCGUAGAGUCUCUGACACCCACAAAGCCCCUGACACCCGUAGAGUCUCUGACGCCCACAAAGCCCCUGACACCCGUAGAGUCUCUGACGCCUACAAAGCCCCUGACACCCGUAGAGUCUCUGACGCCCACAAAGCCCCUGACACCCGUAGAGUCUCUGACGCCCACAAAGCCCGUGACACCCGUAGAGUCUCUGACGCCCACAAAGCCCCUGACACCCGUAGAGUCUCUGACGCCCACAAAGCCCCUGACACCCAUAGAGUCUUUGAAGCCCACAAAGCCCCUGACACCCGUAGAGUCUCUGACGCCCACAAAGCCCCUGACACCCGUAGAGUCUCUGACGCCCACAAAGCCCCUGACACCCGUAGAGUCUCUUACACCCACAAAGCCCCUGACACCCGUAGAGUCUCUGACGCCCACAAAGCCCCUGACACCCGUAGAGUCUCUGACACCCACAAAGCCCCUGACACCCGUAGAGUCUCUGACGCCUACAAAGCCCUUGACAACUUUAGAGCCCCUGACACCCACAAAGCCAGAGGUAGAGACAGAGACAGAGUCGGCUUUAGACCUUCUGGGACUGACUGACUGACUGACUGACUGACUGACUGACUGACAUUGACUGACACAGGGCUGCAUGGGCCUAAGCACCACCCUCUUCUUCCACAGCCUGUCUGUCUGUCUCCCUUUCUCAGUCACAAUAGUUUCUUCCCACAUCUUGAGUCUGGCCAGAGAAACUAGUCACAACCAUGGAGACAACUACCGAACAACCACUCAAACUGGCCUGGGAGGGGAAACAGAGCACUGUUGCACUUUAUGACGACAAAACGCGAUACUUUGGAACGAAAGAAGAAAAAGAAGAACAGAGUUACGAUGAUCAACUGGAAUUUGGGAUGUUAGCAAGUGUCCCGGAUCAAGAGAGAAGUGAGAAACAGAAUAGUAGCUGGGUUGGAUUAUAUUGCUGUAGUGUCAUUACUUUCAGACUAACCUUCAUAAUGAACAGGACAACUCAAUGGAAAGUGGACUGACGUUUGUUUUCAACCCAUCAGUGCAUCAUCACCAGGUGUCAUAUCAGUGGUUUCUUCACAGACUAGUCUCUGUCUUUGAUCACUCCGUAGACUUAAGAGUCAACGUUCUAUUUUUAAAUCAAAACUAUUCAUCAUCAACUAAAGAUCCGUUCAGAAGUGUGUCGACCCUCUCUGUAAGGUCCUAGUAAAGCACUCUGACUUCUACUCUAUGGCACUACUCAUCUUAUCAUCUCAUUAUUUCCCUCAUUGAGGCUAUAGGUUGUCUGAUUGUUUCGAUCAGAUGGGUACUUUUUUGAGCUUUUAUAUUUAUUAGUCUGCAGGUUGGAAUCAUCUCCAGCGCAAGUUCUUACAGCUCCAAGUCCUUUGUGAAGGCGUUCCAAACCCGGGUAAAGGCAGGGUAGGUUCGGAGCAGUGGAGGCUGCUGAGGGGAGGACGGCUCAUAAUAAUGGCUGGAGUGCGGUCAUUGGCACGGUAUCAACCACAUGGAAACCACGUGUUUGAUGCCAUUCUUUCGACUCUAUUCCAGUCAUUGUUAUGAGCCGUCCUCCACUCAACAGCCUCCACUGGUCAGGGGAGGCAUCCUGCCUCCUUUACCAUCUCAUUAGCUGGUUACCUGUCAUUGAGCUCGGCACUACGUGGUGGUGGUGUUGCUGCUUUUCUUUGAGGCAGCUAUUCAACUUUGAUUCGAGAUGGCUCAUCAUGUGAUGUUACAUCGGUCUCUCCAAGAUACUAUGCGACUAGCCCAAAUCUGGGUAGUAUUUUUAUGCAGGUUUUGUUAUUGCUAGUAACAUGAUCUUGCCAUGCAGGAUUGGGUCGGUACAGUACAAAGGUGGUUUAUCAAGUGUCAUUGCAUCAGAUUUUGAAAUUGAAUAUGAGGUAUUCAGAGCUCUCUGAAUAAGAGUAUUGGGGGUUUUGGUACCAUGGUACUGUACAUCGGGAUUUUAUGCAGUUGGUGUACAGUACAUACAGACGGUACAGGACCAAUAGGUUUUUAGCCUUGUGAGUAAAACAAAAUGUUUUCAAAUUAACCAUGUGUUGAAAAGCUAUAAGGCUCAAGCGAUAGAUUUGCUUCUGAUAUUUUUACAAGAGACCCUUUUUGCUUCUUGGGAAUGGACAGCACUUUUCAACUGAACGUGUAGCAUAUUUGCUGCUAUGCAUGAUUAGACCCCCAAAAAUUAUUUUGGAAUUGUAUAUAAUUGUAUACAUUUUUGUUGGAUGUAGACACCACUAUAGGAAAUGUAAGCUUAUAUGGUGUCAUCUAGAUUUGUGUAAUGUAACUAGUGUAAAUCUACUAUGUUAUAAAUUAAGACUUAAUGAAAUUAAAAUAAUGUGAGACAAAGUUAUUUUUAUAAGAACAGAAAAGUUCAAAACUUUUCCACUGUAAAGUCCUGCUGGAAUUAGACAUUAUUGUUAUGGGAAAGCAUUGCAAUAGAUGUAUGCUGUGUAAAAGUGCUCUCCAUAAGUCCAGUGGCAGUGGAAAGAAUUGGGACGGGCAACAUGAAGCUCUGUACACUGACAAAUAGAUGAAUUAAUCACCAUUAAUACUGUUAUCUUUUGACAAUUUAAACCCGCAUAGUGAUUUUAUUCCCAUGAUUUCUGGUUGAAUCAAUAGAUGUGAUUGUGCUUUUGAAAUCAGAAAGCUGGCUUGGUCAAACUUAAUGUUGCUGAUACUUCUGCAGUUGGGUUUGUGCAGUACCUUGCUGACAAUGUUUACAAUGGUUUGUGAGUUAGUUUUGUGAUUUAAAAAGGAUGUGUAUCUACUGAAAGUCAGUGUGUUUACAAAAGCUGUUGUGCGACAGGGAACUUCGGCCCAAUCAGAUCACCCACCACUGUGUCCCCAAUGGCACCCUAUUCCCUAUGUAGUGCACUACUUUUGACCGGGCUCUGGCCAAAAGUUGUGCACUAGAUAGGGCGCCAUUUGGGACUCAGACGGUGUCUACCACUUCACCAUGAAAUAGACUGAGGCACUGGAAUGUUUAUUUUACCAGGUUGUCCCAUUCAAGGUCCAACACCUCUUUUUCAAGGGAAACCUGGAUCAUAUGUUUGGUUUUUAUUGCGCGAUGCUUUUCUACCUGAUCAUCAUCAUCAUCACUUAGUAAUAGUACAACAUUCUGCACAACUGUGAUGUAAAUAUAAGCUUCAUCUGUGAACUAGUGAAAUAUAUUUAAAGAUCAAUCAGGAGGAUGUACAAAUGUAAUGUUUGUGGUGAAGCUGUACAGAAUUUGAAUGUAUCCAUCUCCAUCUUUUAGUUUGCUCGAAAACGUAAGGGAUGUACAAUUUUACUUUUGAGGGGAAAUAUUUUUCAUACUACUGUACUUGUAAAUGCAGGUAAAUAUCAGAUUCUCAAUUGUGUCUCAAUGGGCUCUGCCUGGUCUGCGACAUGCUCUGUGUUUUUGUUGUAAAUAGGAGCCAUAUCAUGUCAGUGAAGUGCCAAUGUUCUGUAAGUAAAGUCUAAUUUCUGCUGUA
Salvelinus fontinalis (brook trout) is the source of this 6489-nucleotide messenger RNA. Its product is annotated as tyrosine-protein phosphatase non-receptor type 4-like. Gene Ontology annotation, cellular component: cytoskeleton; cytoplasm; cytoplasmic side of plasma membrane. Gene Ontology annotation, biological process: protein dephosphorylation. The coding region runs from base 102 to 3587 and encodes 1161 amino acids. The transcript is spliced from 26 exons. Lineage: Eukaryota; Metazoa; Chordata; Actinopteri; Salmoniformes; Salmonidae. Gene Ontology annotation, molecular function: protein tyrosine phosphatase activity; protein binding. The record is from RefSeq and is a predicted model, not a curated record.